Messenger RNA from Delphinapterus leucas (beluga whale), 4756 nucleotides. NCBI's taxonomy places the organism in Eukaryota, Metazoa, Chordata, Mammalia, Artiodactyla, Monodontidae. The record is from RefSeq and is a predicted model, not a curated record.
AUUCUCGUCAUCGAGUCUGCUUCCAGACACACGGGCUGGAAGGACUGAAUAAGGAAAUCGAGAUGGAACUGGGUCGAAUUUCUUCUAGAAAUCUUGGUCGUGAUGACAGAGUUAUUGGUGAUCAUGGAAAAGAAGCAAGAAACUUCAAAAAGGACACACUAGAAUUAAUUAGAAAUGUUAAGAUUGCCCAAAAAAGGAGCACCUAGAUUUGAUCAAAUUCAAGAUGAAGAAACUUACCUGGAGAAUUUAGCAGUACAGAGAAAUGCUUCUGCUUUUUUUGAAAAAUAUGAUCGGAGUGAAGUACAAGAGUUGCUGACUACUGCACUAGUUAGCUGGUUGUCUGCCAAAGAAGAUGUCCACUCUCAACUAGACAUCCCAUGUGGAAUUAUGAGUCAAAUAAAUAAUGUAGCCUUCUCCACUGCAAUCCUACUGACUCCUGUAGACCCUACUGCCCUCUUAGACUAUAGAGAAGUCCAUCAAAUCAUAAGGGAAUUGGCUGUUGGAAUUUAUUGCUUAAAUCAAAUUCCUUCAAUCAGUUUAGAAGCUAAUUAUGAUCAGAGUUCUUCUUGUCAAUUACCUCCAGCUUAUUAUGAUACCAGAAUUGGGCAAAUUCUGAUCAAUAUUGACUACAUGUUGAAAGCACUAUGGCAUGGAAUAUAUAUGCCCAAAGAAAAACGAGCUAGAUUCUCUGAAUUGUGGCGUACCAUCAUGGACAUUGAUCCAGAUGGGAAGCCUCAAACAAAUAGAGAUAUUUUUGCAGAGUUUAGUUCAGCAGGUUUGAUAGAUAUUACAAAGGAUCCAGACUUUGAUGGCAUCUAUGAUGAAGACAUGAAUGAAGAUCCAACAUAUAAUCCCAAUAGCCCUGAAGAAAAAGCUGUAUUUAUGAAAUAUGCUGAAAAUAUUCUACUAAAGUUGACAUUCAGUACCACACAAGUUCAACAGUGUGAAAAUGUUUUUAUAUUUGAAACAGCCUAUUGGCUUACUAAUGCUGUAAGAUAUAAUCAGGAUUAUCUUGACAUUUGUACCUACCAGAGAUUACAGCAAAGGUUAUAUCUUCAAAAAAAGAUUAUUCAAAAACACUUUGAGAAGAAAAAAGAAAUCAGGAAAGGGAUAGGAUACCUAAAAUUAAUAUGUUUUCUGACUCCAUUUCUACUGAGUUUAAAAAAGAAGAUGAAAGUUCCAUAUUUAAGUAGUCUGCUUCAGCCUUUUUCAGAUGACAAGGUCAAGACAGAGCGAGAAUUGCCUCCAUUUAUUUAUGGACGAGAUUUUAAAUGCCAGAAUUUUCACUACAAAGAGGAUGAGUAUUUUCACGUUCAUGGAGGAAUUGAAUUUGAUAUCAGCACUCCUUCAAUUGAGAAUGCUUUGGAAGAUUUUAAGAACAAUUUAGAAAAAAUACGGGAUUGUGCUGCUAAUACGUUUGCAGAAGAUUCAGGAUACAAAGAAUAUUACUCAAUACCAAUCAUGAAAUUAAAUGGAAAAAGCUACUAUGUGAUCAGUUUUGAACUUGAAAUUUUCUAUCAGCAACUAUAUAAGACAAAGUGGUGGGGAGCCAUAAAUGAAAUAGUGAACAAUCUGAGACUGAAAAGACUUCCACUGACAGAUGCUCAAUUACAUGAACAAUUUAAGAAAAAAUUUGGUUUCAAAAAAGCUAUGAAAUGCAAGAGUAUCCCAUUUGGUAUGAAGUCUGCUGCUGAAAGAGGAUUAUCUGCUGUUUUCCAUACAUUUAGCCGUAAAACUUCAAGUUCGACGAUCAAUGUUUCAGAUGAGGCAGGUUAUGCUAUUUUCCAUCAAGCUGCUCUACACAACAGAGUUCCAAUCAUAUGUCAACUGUGCAAUGCCAACUUCAAUGUUAACCAGAGACGCUUUAUUAUACUUAGCCAAGAGUCAUCAAAACUAGACAUGAAAAACGAAAGAAAUGGUCCAACACCUCUACACCUGGCAGCACAGGCUUGCUCAUUGGAAACAACCACCUGUCUACUUUAUUUCAAAGCUGAUUACACACUUUCUGAAAAAAGAGGCUGGAUGCCAAUUCACUUUGCUGCUUUCUAUGACAAUAUCUGCAUCAUAAUUGUUCUCUGUAGGAAGGAUCCUAGUUUACUAGAAGCUGAGGCAACAGCUGAGAAUCAGUGUACUCCACUGUUACUUGCUGCCACUUCAGGAGCACUGGACACUAUUCAGUACCUACUUUCUCUUGGAGCUAACUGGAGAAAAACAGAUAUUAAAGGAAAUAAUAUAAUUCAUUUAGCAGUGCUAACCUUUCACACGGAAGUUCUCAAGCAUGUAAUAGAGUUAAAUAUUCCUGAACUCCCAGUUUGGAAAACUUUAGUAGAAAUGUUGCAGUGUGAAAGCUAUAAACGAAGGAUGAUGGCUGUCAUGUCUUUAGAAGUAAUCUGCUUAGCAAAUGAUGAAUACUGGAAAUGUAUUUUGGAUGCAGGCACCAUUCCUGCCUUAAUCAAUCUAUUAAAAGGUUCCAAAAUAAAAUUACAGUGCAAAACAGUUGGGUUAUUGAGUAAUAUCUCAACCCGUGCAAAGAUAGUGCAUGCUCUAGUAGAAGCAGGAGCUAUUCCAGCUUUGAUCAACCUACUGGUUUCUGAUGAACCCGAACUACAGUCUCGGUGUGCUGUCAUUCUAUAUGAUAUUGCUCAACUUGAAAACCAGGAUGUUAUUGCCAAAUAUAAUGGAAUUCCAGCUCUGAUAAAUCUUUUGAACUUAGACAUAGAAAGCGUGCUAGUAAAUGUAAUGAACUGUCUACGGGUAUUAUGUAUGGGAAACAAAAACAAUCAAAGAGCAGUGAGAGACCAUAAAGGCAUCCCGUAUCUUAUCACAUUUCUGAGUUCUGAGUCAGAUGUGUUGACAGCUGUAUCUUCUGUUACAAUUGCUGAGGUUGCACGUGACAAUAAGGAAGUUCAGGAUGCUAUGGCUAUGGAAGGAGCCAUUCCUCCUCUGGUGGCUCUUUUUAUGGGAAAACAACUUGGUGUUCAAGUGAAGGGUGCAAUGGCUGUGGAAGCACUGGCAAGUUACAACCCUGCUAUACAGAGAGCAUUUCUGGAAAAAUCACUAAGUAAAUAUCUUUUAAAACUCCUCAAGGCAUUUCAAAUAGAUGUUAAGGAACAAGGAGCUGUAGCACUUUGGGCCUUGGCAGGACAAACACUAAAACAACAAAAGUAUAUGGCAGAACAGAUUGGAUACAACUUUAUAAUAAAUAUGCUUUUAUCACCAUCAGCUAAAAUGCAGUAUGUUGGAGGUGAAGCAGUCAUAGCGCUAAGUAAGGACAGCAGGAUACACCAAAAUCAAAUAUGUGAAGGGAAUGGAAUUGCACCACUGGUUCGCUUACUAAGGAUUAGUAAAAUAGCUGAAGGAACACUUCUGAGUGUCAUCAAAGCAGUGGGAUCCAUCUGUAUCGGUGUCGCCCAUACAAGCAAUCCCAUUAGUCAACAGUUUCUUGUAGAAGAAAAUGCCUUUCCAGUACUUAUCCAACUACUGAGAAAUCACCCUUCUCCUAACAUUAAGGUUGAAGUGGCAUUUUCCUUGGCAUGCAUUGUCCUAAGGAAUGAUCAGUUACAGAAUGAAUUACAAGAAAAUGAAGGAUUUAAUUAUGCUGAUGUCCUUUAUCUUCUUCACUCACAAGAUAAGGAUAUUCGUUUAAGAGCAGGCUAUGCGUUAACCCUUUUUGCCUUCAGUAGUCGCUUUCAACAAUACUUAAUAUUGGAAAGUGGAAUAAUGACCAUAUCAACUUUUGAACCUUUUCUUGAAUCAACAUUUGAAACUGAGAAGGCAAUGGCAGCUUUUCAGAUUAUUAUAUUAGCUAAAGUCAUUAUAGACGUGGACCACAUUACUUUGACUGCAAGAGGUGUUACUAUUUUAGUUGAUAGUCUGUAUUCAGUUCAUUCCACUACUAUUGUCUUGACAGGGAAUUUAAUAGCUACCCUGGCUCAUUCUAGAGCUGGUAUUCCAGAAGCAUUUACCACAUUAGGGACAAUCCAACAGCUCUGCUAUCAUUUGUACUCAAGGCAAGAAGAGGUUCGCAUGGCUUGCUCCAGUGCUCUUGGCUACUUAACUUACAAUGCAAAUGCUUUCCGAAUCUUAUUAAAGGAAUGCAGGAAUAAGCCUAAUCAGUUCCUUCGUAUAACAAAGAAUAUCAGCAGAGAUGCAAGUAUAAACCCAGCAUUUUUAAAGGAAUUUCAAAUGCAACAAAGAGUGGGACUUCCUUCCUUAAGUCUGGAGAAAAAUGGAGGACCAUCCAUAAUUCCUGUCUUUAAAAAAGGGAAAGAGCACCGAAGAAAAUUAAAACCCAAAAUUCAACCAAGAGAUUCUUUGACUUUUAUACCUCCUGUAACUAACUUCAUGGGACUCUUCAAAACAAAAAAGACCACUGUUUCUCACAAUAGUUUUUCCUUUUCAUCUGCAAUUUCAUCAGAUAUCACAACUGUAUCAAGACCAAGAAUAGUGCUUUUGAGCCAACUUGGGAAACAUGUACAGAAAGCUAAUCCGGAGCCUGCAGAAGGCUAAUUAAAAACAUUUUAGUGUAAAAGGAUUCCUGAGCAAUCUUUUAAAAUUUUUUAUUUUUAAUUGUGGUAAAAUAUACAUAACUGAGUAAUCUUUUUGAAUGGAAGUUCUUGAUAUUGAUACUUAACAAAUUUUCCUUAGCAUGUCUACUGAAAUUUAACAUCAGGUCAGAAUUAUGGUUUCAAAAAAUAAGUAGAAUUUUCUAUAAUAGAAUGCCUGCACUUAAAACUAUUAAGAUAUAGGGGCUUCC